Messenger RNA from Pantherophis guttatus, 2450 nucleotides. Its product is annotated as natriuretic peptides A-like. The record is from RefSeq and is a predicted model, not a curated record. Gene Ontology annotation, cellular component: extracellular region; cytoplasm. NCBI's taxonomy places the organism in Eukaryota, Metazoa, Chordata, Lepidosauria, Squamata, Colubridae. Gene Ontology annotation, molecular function: hormone activity; hormone receptor binding. Gene Ontology annotation, biological process: cGMP biosynthetic process; neuropeptide signaling pathway; receptor guanylyl cyclase signaling pathway.
UAGAUAUAGAUAGAUAUAUAAGAUACAUAUAGAAGAGCUAUUAGAUAGAGAUAGAGAUAGAUAGAUAAGAUAGAUAGAGAUAUAGAUAUAAGAUAGAUAUGAUAGAUAUAUAAGAGAUAUAAAUGGAUAGAGAUAUAAGAUUGAUAUAUAGAUUGAUAUUAGAUUGAUAUUAGAUAUAAGAUAGAGAGAUAAGAUAAAUAUAGCUACAGAGAUAUAAUAGAUAGAGAUAGAUAUAAGAGAUAAAGAGAUAUUAGAUAGCGAUAGAAGAGAUAGAGAUAGAAGAGACAGACAUAUAUAUAAGAGAUAGAUAUAGAUAGAUAGGAGAUAGAUAGAGAUAAGAGAUAUAAGAUAGAUAGAUAGAUAAAUAGAUAUAGAAAAGCUAUUGGAUAAAUAGAUAGAUAGAUACAUAAAUAGGUAUAGAGAUAUAAGAUAUAUAGAUAUAAGAUAGAUAUAUAGAUAGAUAUAUAAGAUACAUAUAGAAGAGCUAUUAGAUAGAGAUAUAGAUAUAAGAUAGAUAUAGAUAUAGAUAUAAGAUAAAUAUGAUAGAUAGAUAUAUAAGAGAUAUAAAUGGAUAGAGAUAUAAGAUAGAUAGAGAUAGAGAUAAGAUAGAUAUAGACAGAGAUAUAAUAGAGAUAGAUAUAAGAGAUAAAGAGAUAUAAAAUAGAUAGCGAUAGAAGUGAUAGAGAUAUACGAGAUAGACAUAUAUAUAAGAGAUAUAGAUAGAUAUGAGAUAGAUAGAGAUAAGAGAUAUAAGAUAGAUUAGAUAGAUAGAUAGAUAGAUAGAUAGAUAGAUAGAUAGAUAGAUAGAGAUAUGGACUCUAGGACUGAGCGGUUCGAUUGCCUUGCAGUCCAAGGGACUCGCAGGAGUCUUCUCUGGCACCAUCAUUCAAAGGCCUCAAUUCUUUGGUGCUCAAAUAUAUUUAACAUAUACAGGUAUUUAAUAAACAGUGUAUUGUCUGGGUCAUUUUACAUAUACAUAAUCGUAGUAAUAAUAAUAUUCCUUACUUGUAUAUAAUAGUAUUCUUCCAACUUCUAAUUUCUACCUUUAUUAUCUAACCAUUGGUAAAACAAAUCCCAAGUUAAAACAUAUUCUGUUGUGUUUUCCUUCUCCUUUAUCUGUAAUGUUCACCUAUCCAUUUCUGCACAAUCUAAUAUUUUUUUUGAUCCCAUUUUCAUCUGGGAGUUUCCUCAUUUUUUUCCCAACGUUGUGCAAAAACAAUUCUCACUGCCGUCAAAAGAAUGUAGUAUUAAAUAUAAACAAAAAUAUUUCUGGCUUUUAAAUCGAUGAUGUUGCUUUAUCGUUUUCUCUAACGGUGUUAUGUAUUUUCAGUCCAAUUAAAAAAAAAAUUUUUUUUGCCUUUGGGCAGGUCUACCAUGUACAAAAAAAAAUAACAAAAAAAAAAAAAUGGAACGCUUCACGAAUUUUGCGUGUCAUCCUUGUAUGUGUAUGCGUGUGUUUCUUUGACGCUUGCCAAGACACGGGAAGCUGAGAUACAUCCCCUGGCCUUGGGCUGCAAGGUUUAAUGGCAGCCGUGCGCUGGGCAGCUCAACAACAUAACCCUAAUUGCUUUCCUGGAUGAGGAGGGGUGGGGGGGUGAAAAGCAAAGGUAGCUUAGCCUAAACUCUCCACCGCUAGCUGAGCUAGUUAGAACCAGUCUCCUUAUCAAGAUUCGUGGCCUUUGUCACCGGAGCCCAGCCGGCUUAAAGCAGAGAGAAAGUUCCUUGCGAGGGCCUUAUAAAACGAAGCGCCUUGCUUACCGUGCCACAAACAUCGCCGAGGCCUUGAGAACACAGCACCAGACAAGAUGGGCUGCCUAAGUCUGACUUAUCCCUUCGUUUUGCUCGUGGGGUUUCUCCUGGCUGGGCCGGGCCGGGCUCAUCCAGUGACGUGGAGUCCCUCCGGCCAAGAUUUGCAAGUUCUACAGCACCUCCUUGAUCGGCUGCGCGAAAAGAUCCGGCAAGAGGAGGAUCUGGAACGUCCGGACUACGAAGAAGCCGGCGGUGCAAAUGACGAUGGCGAUUAUCCUCCUGACCUCGAAGACGAGGGCGAGAUGAUCCCUUCUCACCUGCCCAAACUUCAAGAUUCCCUCACUCAGGUUCAAUGGAGAAAUUUCCUGGUGGCGUCGAGGAGGUACUUCUCCGGGUGCUUCGGAAUCAGGCUCGAUCGGAUCGGGACCCAGACGGGACUCGGCUGCAAGCCCUACAAACCCCGUCCCUGGAGGAGGCGAAGAAGUUGAAAUUCAUCUUCUUCCUCCAGGAGUAAAUAGAUGACAUGGUCCUUGAUAUGAACUAUUUCAUCAUCUCUUUUACGUUCCCUGCGAAAAGAUCCAUUCCAUUUUCCACACUGUCUAAAUAUUGUAGAGAACUCUUUAACGUCCAAUAUUAAUUCUUCAACCUUCAGUCUUUCAAUAUUCAAGCACGGUUGUUGUCCCUGUCCUGGAGACCCAUUU